UUCAGCUGAAAAGAACAGACCUAUAGAAUGCUAGGGUUUUUAACUAGUAUACAUGCUUCUUAUUUUGUUCAAGGAUUAUUGCUACAGAACCACAUAACUGUAUAUAAUAUGGACAGGACUCUAAAGAGCUUGCUGCGACUCUACCCUAUAGUACGUAAUUGUACAGCCUUGUCAAAUUAUGUAACACCGUCUCAAUUGGUUUCAAGUAUAAGUUCAUUACGAAUAUAUAGCACUGAUUUGACAGAUUACACACAACUGGAGGACUUUACGUUGUUAACAACAAAAAGGAAUCGUAUAUCCAAUAAUAUCAGAAUACCACACAGACCAAUGAAAAUCUUGGAGGAAGCAGCAACAAAUUAUACAAAUAUGACUGUGCACGAUGUUGUCGAUACACUGUCUACGUUAUUCAGAGCAUCUAAGAAUGUGAGAGAUGUGCAAAUGAUCAGAGAGCACGUAGGCUUCAUACGUUUAUGUGAAGUGCUGAACAAGGACAUUAGAUUGAUGAACAUGAAUGAUAUUAUUGAAAGUUUAAAAGUAUUCACAUAUUUUCAAAUUCCUACCAACAAUAUUUUGACUCAAUCGCUAUUGCAAAUGAUUCGCACAAACAUAAAUGAGAUAUCUCUUCGAGAUAUAAUCUUUAUAGUUUUUUUAUUAAGGAAAAUGGAUAGAACACCAUUACAAGAAGCACUACUGAUAGCUCUGCCUCUGGUAUUUGAAGCGCAACUGCCCACAAAGUUGGAUUCGGAUGAUAUACUUCUAUUAACAUGGUCCUUAAGAUUUAUAAGUGAAAAUAAUAUAAAUAAUCCAAUGAUACAAGAUAUAAUACUCAGCUCGCUGUGGAAAAAUAUGAAAUGUAAAAAUAAUCUGGAUGUGCAAACAGCUCGGUCCAUCUUCCACAGUUUGUGCUGUUUCGAGUCUCAUCUACCUCCCAUAGCUUUCGACGUAUUAUCCAAAGUACGAACAAUCCUCACAGCCAAUGCAAAACAAUUGAACGUUCAGGACAUAAUUAAGAUACUGAACAAGCUGGUGUUCGUUACUGGAAAGAACAAAGAAUAUGGAUACAAGUUCUACGAUGAGACACUGGUGGAUGCUUGUGUGAACUCAGCAUUAUCCUCAAACAUCAAUUUCACUAGCGGAAUUCAGCUGCUCAAACUAUUGAACGAUCUAAAUUACGCUCACAUAUCCCUUCUGGAAUAUCUAGCAGCGAAAUGCUUCGAAGAGCCGAAUCUAUUAAAGGAUGCGCCAUAUUUUAAACUAUCCAUUUUCUUGGAAGGAUUCACCAAUGCCGAUUACAAGCCGGUAUUCUGGGACACUAUACGCGACGCGAUAUUAGCGAACGAGGUGGAGAAUAGACCUUUCAGGAGAUCCAUGAUCAGAUUUGUUCUACAUUUAAUCGCGCUAGAUUGUUAUAGUCCAAAAUUGCUCGAUAAAGUUUUUUCUCAGAAUAUAAGGAGCGACAAUGAAAUAAUGAGGAAUGUUUAUGCUAGAGAACUGUUACUUUUAUAUCAAAGUGUUAAAACAUUGUAUCCUAUGUACAAUGGAUCCUGGCCACCGUACGAAUUACUUGAAUACGCGACUGUUGCUGCUAACCCAGUUUUUCCUACAUAUUCCGUAAGAGCUGCAUUAGAACUAGCAUUAGGUGGACCGCAGUACGUUCACAAUGAUGUAAGAACAAGACUUGGCCAUUAUAUUGAUCAUGUUGUUGUAAUGAGGAAAGGUGGAUAUCCUAUUGCAAUUAAUACAGUUACGUGCAGCGAGACUAACACGAUUUAUGUCGAGGAUAUACAAACUCCAAGUGAAAGUCAAAUAAUGCUUAUCUUCAAUUUACCAGAUGUUGCGUAUGCUAUGAAUUCACAAAGAUUGAAAAGUACAUGGCUGCUAAAGAUAAAAUCUGCAGAGGCGUUAACAAAAUCCAAUACAAUUGCAAUAAAUUCUGGUUCCUGGAUGAAGUUACCCGAACACGAAAGGGUUCCCUAUUUGAUGCAAGCUAUAAGACUGAAAUGUGAAGAUCUUUCAGUUUCAGCUAAUUGAAAUAUUUUGUAAUCAAUAUUAUAAAAUACAUUGUCCCCCUAAAAAUGUGAAUUUAUUGUAAACAUUUCAUAUUAGAUAUUAGCUAUUAAUGUAUAAUAGCUUCGUAAAUAAAAAAAUAUGUAAUAGAAUAA
Molecule: messenger RNA, 2162 nt
Organism: Nylanderia fulva
Lineage: Eukaryota; Metazoa; Arthropoda; Insecta; Hymenoptera; Formicidae
Source: RefSeq, a predicted model, not a curated record